Molecule: messenger RNA, 2700 nt
Organism: Electrophorus electricus (electric eel)
Lineage: Eukaryota; Metazoa; Chordata; Actinopteri; Gymnotiformes; Gymnotidae
Source: RefSeq, a predicted model, not a curated record
GUGGGAGAGAGAGAGAGAGAGAGAGAGAGAGAGAGAGAGAGAGAUAAAGAGGAAGCAAAUAGUAAGAGGAUCUAGACACUGGUUAUACAGGCCUGACUCCAGCACGUGUAUGUUGGACUACCAGCACACCAACAUAAGGCUGCACUAAAAAGAAAGAGCGAGCGAGAAAGAGUGUGGGAGAAAGAGCGAGCGAGAGAGAGUGUGGGAAAAAGCGCGAGCGAGAGAGAGUGUGGGAGAAAGAGGAAGAGAAAGGCUGGGUCUUUCCGGCUUAGAUUAAAGCAAGUUAACACCCCAAGAGCAGCGGCAUUUGCAAGCCCCAGGGAGGAACUGUAAACCGAGCACGUGUAGAGAAAUACUGAUGACUCUUCGUAAGGACUGCACGUGUCUAAUGGUCUGCUGAACUUCAGCAAAGAAGGCCUUGCACUCCUCCAAGUAGCGCCCGAGGUUUAUCACACCUCCCUGCACGCCCCGCCAGUGCCCUGACCCCGCCCCAGCACGCUGACCGUGAGGUGUCAGCGUGAGCGCAGGCUUCUACAGGGACAUGAUGUGUGGCCCGCACUUUGUUCUGAGCACUCUGCUGCUCUCGCUGUUCCUGAGCACAGCUGAAACAGAGGAGUUUCGUGCUGUCAGCGAGAUGCCAUCGAGCAGGGGGCUUCUCAUAUCCCAGAGUGUUGGGGUUAUGACAAUCUCAGCUGGGAGGGAUGUGGAGUUGCUAUCCUCAGGUGAAAGCACUAGCACUAAGGAGUCAACCCUGACCUCUGCUGUCAACAGAAUAACCGUCACGGGGCUCCUCGGCACAAGCACGUCUGGGCUGGGAUCGGCCAAACCCAUGCCAGAGGACAGCACCAUGACAACAGAGGCCAUUUCCAUGACAACCAGUGCUGCAGAAACCACGCUGAUGCUGACAGGUGCCCCAACGUAUGCUGUCGUGACUUCCCAGACUUCAACAGCCGUGGUGACGGAGGCAGGGACCAACGCGAAGACGUCCAAAAUGACCCAUGAGCUUGCUGAUUCAAAGCUGACGACUUCACCACAACAAGAGAACAAUGGUGGAGUAACGGACGCUCUUAGCAGUACUGCAGAAUCCUUACGCAGCUCUUCAAAACCACCAACCCCGGCUCUGACGACAGCAACAACCACUGCCCUGACCACCGCGGCCAUGAAACCAUCGGAGGCUGUUUCUACGCCCUUACUUCCCAUUGGGAAGACUGCACCCGGAGUCAAGACCACCUCUGAAACGACCCAGAAGCGAACUGGGACGCUCCAGGCCCCUACCCACGCUAGUGAGACCACAUUCGCUGCCAUUGAUACAAUUCCAGGUUUGAAUGUCCAAUCGGACAAAAAAGACAAAGAUGCAGGUUCUGGUUGGCUAAUUGUUGCUGUCGGUGCUGCAGUGGUGUCUGUUCUUGUCGUGGCUGCAUUCUGCAUCGUGUUCAUCAAACACAGGAAGAAAAUCAGCAGACGAUCCGGACGCAUGAACGUCUGGGGGAGGUCCCAGAAGAGAAAAGGGGCCUAUGACGAUGCCUGGGCGGGGCCUGCGAAGCUGGAGGGCAGAGAGAACGCGGAGUGCGACGGUCCGGAGGCGGGGCCUGGACAGGGAGCCGAGAAGAACGCAGAAGACACGGACGGGAUGCUCAGCACGUUUCUGGCCUCAGGAGAAAACGGAGUGGGCUGCGAUGGAUCCAAGGAGGCCCGGAAGUGGGAGGAGCAAGAACCUCUGCUGUACAUCGACGAGGGCGUGAAGCAGGAGGAGAAGGAACAGGAAGGGGCGGAGAAAGCGAAGCAGGAGGGACCGGAAGAGCAAGGGGGCAGACUGGGAGACACGGAAGCAAGGAAGAGCGAGUUGAACGGGGAAACUUUUUGUCUCACCACUGCCGUGUGAAAAUGAUGAACUGGGUCUCUCUUUGAUCCAUUUUAUGGUAUAGCUCACCUUGCUGUAGAAUUCUGCUACCUACUGUAUGUAAAUUGAUCUUACAUAUCAUGGAUUAUAUAUAAUAAUUUGUGCUGCUGUGUUAGUACUGCUGACAAUGUAGGUUUUUAAGAUAAGAUAAAAAAUGAAAUUAGCAAAAUAACAAAAUAUUUCUACUUUGACAUAAAUAUAAACUGUAUUUUAUAAUUAAAAUAUUUUAUAUACAAAUACACACGGGGACACACAGACAUUAUCGAUUAAAUAUAUUAAGCAUACAAUUGCAAUUCUCAAUUCUGUAAAGUAAAUAUUUAUCUUUUUAAUAUCAAGAGGCUAAUAUCAGAUUGCAUAAUGAAGUCACACAGCGCAAUACUUCCUGUCAAAUUUGACCAAUCCCCUGUCACAUGACGUAUGUUUCAAAGACACUAAAAAGCUCUUCUAUAAAUCGCGACUGCCAAAUGCUGUACAUGUAGACGUAAAUGUAAGUAGUACUUUUACUAGACAAGCGUUCUCCUUAUUAUGACCACAACGUGCCACUAGAUGGAGCUAGUGAGUACACUGUCCAUUUAUGGAGAGUAAUGGAGAGUGUGAGGUAUAGUCAUUUUGUUUAAGUCAAACCGUAAUAAUUGGUGUAUCUACCCCAAACACAUGUGGUUAUAUAAGAUCAUUUGCCUGAUUAUUUCAAUUUUUUAUUGGCCAAUAUAAAGACAUUUGUAUAUUCAAUAUAAAGACGUGUGUGCGGGUGUGUAUGUGUGUGCUUGAGAAACCAAUAAAGAAUGUGGAAAAUUGACAAA